GUUUGUGACCCCGAGGUUGAUGGAGUAGUUUAGUUGCAGCAGUUAGCCGAGCCAGUCAAAGUGUUAGUUUAAAAGUUUAACCACCAGCAGGUUUAAUACUGGAUUAAUGUGAGCCACCGAAGGCAGGUGAAAAGCAAGAAACAGCUACCAUGACUAUAGUUAUUGGAUUUGAGGGCAGUGCCAAUAAGAUCGGCAUAGGAAUCAUCAGAGAUGGCGAUGUGCUCUCUAAUCCUAGACGGACCUACAUUACCCCUCCUGGUCAAGGAUUCAUGCCGAGCGACACCGCCAGGCACCACCGUGCUGUCAUACUGACCGUCCUCAAGGAAGCUCUGGAGCAAGCUGGACUCAAGCCUGCAGACAUCGACUGUGUGGCAUACACCAAAGGUCCCGGUAUGGGUGCCCCUUUGGUGACGGUGGCUCUGGUUGCUCGUACAGUCGCACAGCUUUGGGGGAAGCCACUUCUUGGUGUCAACCACUGUAUUGGGCACAUUGAGAUGGGCCGACUCAUCACCAAAGCCAACAACCCCACCGUGCUUUAUGUCAGUGGAGGGAACACACAGGUUAUUGCAUACUCGGAGCGGCGGUACAGAAUAUUUGGGGAAACCAUCGACAUCGCAGUUGGCAACUGUUUGGACAGGUUUGCUCGAGUUAUAAAGAUUUCCAAUGACCCCAGUCCAGGUUACAACAUAGAGCAGAUGGCCAAAAAAGGGACUCAGUACGUGGAGCUGCCGUAUACAGUAAAAGGAAUGGACGUCUCGUUUUCUGGGAUUUUAUCCUACAUCGAGGAAGUUUCUCAUAAGAUGCUGAGCUCUGGUCAGUGUGCAGCAGAAGACCUGUGUUUCUCUCUGCAGGAGACGGUGUUCUCCAUGCUGGUGGAGAUCACAGAGAGGGCCAUGGCUCACUGUGGCUCCCAAGAGGUCCUUAUCGUCGGGGGCGUUGGCUGUAACCUGCGUCUGCAGGAGAUGAUGGGGGUGAUGUGCAAGGAGAGAGGAGCCAAGCUGUUUGCCACAGAUGAACGAUUCUGCAUAGACAACGGAGCAAUGAUCGCUCAAGCUGGCUGGGAGAUGUUUAGGUCUGGUCAGGUGACGGAGCUUGAGGACUCGUGGAUUACACAAAGGUACAGAACAGACGAGGUGGAGGUGACAUGGAGAGACUGACUGAGCAGCAUCUUGGUGCUGGUUGACAGCUUUUUUUUUUGGUCUUUCCUGGUAUUACAGUUUAAAGCUGUACACGGCAAUUUCUGUCUUUGGCAGCUGCAGUGAUAGGUAGUUAGAUUUUGAAAUUUGGAGUAAAAAAAUUCUGAAAGUUCAGUGAUUGAUGGUGAGAUCAGCUGUUCCUGACUGGAUUGCCGCUGAUGAGGAGCAACUGUUGAUUUGGUGACAAAGCUGUUUAUAUUCUGUUUAACAUCGUAUGGUGGUUAUCAAGCACUUGUUAAUGUGAAUGAACUGAAUAAAUAAAAAGGACUAAGAUGUAACUCGUCAAGUUUAUUCAUUUUUAUUAAGCAAUACUGUUCACUUACAUUCCUCCUCUUUCUCCAGUGUAAAUUUUUUUUAUUCAAUAAAUUCUUUUCAAAAAUCAACAUACUGAACAUGGUGAGAUCCCUUAUGGAUUCAUGAGAAAUAUUCACCCAAUUAGGGAACUGAAUAAAAACAAAAUAAGGAACACAGCAUCACGACGUGACGGGGUAAAGGGUGAAUUCUACUGUGCCUUUGACUACACCCCUCUGUAAACUGAAGACACGGAUACACACGUCCUCUGCAUACAUUAACCAUAAAACUCAAGCAGGUACAAGACAGACAUUCUUCUGUUUGUAGGGGGUUAAAUAAAUCACUCUGGUGAGGGCUUCUUGCACACAGGGAUUGGUCACAACAGAUUUUUUAAACAAAGUGCUUGAUUUACCGCUCACUUUACAGAGGACACAAAAAAAGUUUGAUAAAACUGUAGCUUUCAAAAAGGGGGGAAAUUAAAUUACAGCUCCUCAGAGAUUGUUUCUUUUUUUUUUUUUUUUUAAAAAAAGAAAAAAAAAAAAAA
This is a messenger RNA of Larimichthys crocea (large yellow croaker), 2031 nucleotides long. RefSeq names its product O-sialoglycoprotein endopeptidase (gene osgep). Lineage: Eukaryota; Metazoa; Chordata; Actinopteri; Sciaenidae. Gene Ontology annotation, cellular component: EKC/KEOPS complex; cytoplasm. The record is from RefSeq and is a predicted model, not a curated record. Gene Ontology annotation, biological process: tRNA threonylcarbamoyladenosine modification. The transcript has 12 exons. Bases 150 to 1157 code for a protein of 335 amino acids.